Plasmodium relictum is the source of this 855-nucleotide messenger RNA. RefSeq names its product SNARE associated Golgi protein, putative. Lineage: Eukaryota; Apicomplexa; Aconoidasida; Haemosporida; Plasmodiidae. Bases 1 to 855 code for a protein of 284 amino acids. The transcript is spliced from 3 exons. The record is from RefSeq and is a predicted model, not a curated record.
AUGAAAAGAGAAAAAAAAAAACCUGCAAUAUAUGGAAGAAAUAUAUCCACUCCAAAAAAAAGAAGUAGAAAAGUUAAACUUCAUCUUUUUUAUCUUUCAGUAAUUUUUGUUUUUUUUAUUUUAGUAAUUGCUGUAUACAUUUAUCUAAUGCCAGGUUUAAAUGUAGAAAGCAAAAAUAGAUUAAAAAUUUUAAUUCCUAAAAGCUUUAAGGAUUUGAAAAAUUUAAGUAAUAAAGAGAAAGUAAAGAUUUUAUAUGAUUCGUUAGUUUUAUAUAAGAGUGAGCAUGGUUUUGUUUUAUUAAUACUGUUAUCAUUGUUUUAUAUUUUUUAUCAAUCAUUUCCGUUAUUUUUAUGGUGGAUGACUGGAACGGCUAGUAUUAUAACAAUAUUGAUUGGAGCUUUUUACAAUUAUUUAUUUUCCAUCCUUUACUGUUCCAUUUUAUCAACCAUUUCACCUGUAAUUGCUUAUGUAAUUUUUAAAUAUUAUGGGAAGACAGUUAUAGAACAUUUUUUUAAGAAUUCUCUUAUAAAGUUUAAUGCACAAAUAAAAAAAAGAGUGAAAAAUAAAAUUGAUUUAUUUUUUUAUAUAGCAAUACUAAGAUUAACUCCUAUAUUUCCAAAUGCUUUAAUUAACAUACUUGGGGCUUCUUUAUCACUUCCUAUCCUUCCCUUUUUUGUAGGUACAUAUAUUGGACUUUUACCUAAUACUGUAAUAUUAGUUUCAUUAGGACAAGCUAUAAAUAGGUUAUCAUCAGUAAAUAUGAAGCAGCAAUUUUAUGUACCAUUAAUUUUUAUAAUAUUGUUAUUGCUUUUUCAAAAAAUAAUGAGGAAUAAAUAUAAAGAGAUAAGUCUUUAA